Podospora pseudopauciseta is the source of this 3110-nucleotide messenger RNA. It is a transcript of the gene MNR2, whose product is annotated as CorA metal ion transporter. Gene Ontology annotation, biological process: intracellular magnesium ion homeostasis; magnesium ion transmembrane transport. The transcript has 3 exons. Gene Ontology annotation, cellular component: fungal-type vacuole membrane. Gene Ontology annotation, molecular function: magnesium ion transmembrane transporter activity. The record is from RefSeq and is a predicted model, not a curated record. NCBI's taxonomy places the organism in Eukaryota, Fungi, Ascomycota, Sordariomycetes, Sordariales, Podosporaceae. The coding region runs from base 513 to 3101 and encodes 862 amino acids.
GGGACAAGCGUUACCCAACGGCCGGCGAAAUUAUUUUUUUCUCAUUCUGGUUUGAUGCUACACUAUUCCUAGAUUUUGUUUGUUGAACCAUUGUGUCGGAGAGAGAGAGAGUGAACACAAAUACUCGAACCAUCGUCUGCGCUUUGAAAACCUAAGUCUCUCUCGACUGGCUGCCCGUGGCGCCAAUCAUCUUCAAGACGAAGCUCCAGGGCUUGCCGAGACAGACCCCUGCUUUCGCAUCUUCUCCCUGCGCCUCUGGUGACAUUCACGUCAUCCUCUUUCCCACGCCGGGAGAACAAGAACAGCAAAUCACAGUUAUCAUCCACCGGUCGUGUGAUACUUAUCCUUAUUCACACACCUACCCUCUAACAACGCCAUCCCGAUUGACCCCGUUAUCGCUCCACGAGGCCCUCGCGAUUGGCACAGCCCUCUCAUGUUCUAAGCUCAAUUGAAUCCACCGCUAUAGGCUGCCGCCGCACGCCGCCUCCAAAGCAUCCAUCAGCCCUCAGCGCAUGUCCCAGUCCCCAAGGACAAGAAACAUCGUCGACGAAGCCUCCACAAUGGAACCAAAUGCGCCUUCAACUUCGGCACAUGCGCCACGCAAGAGAAAGAAUCACAGGGGCGGCAAGAAGAAGAAGCAGACUAGAAGAAAGUCAUUCGCCGGCCUUGCUCCCGAUGACGUCGAGUCCGGACUCGAUAGGCCUGAGGAUAUGGGCACUGGCCGUGAAGGAUUCUACUCCAGGCCUGGUCGUAAUGCGAGCAACACAAGCCUCGACAGCGAUGCUUUGUUAGAUCACAGAGAGCAUAAAUCCUUCAUCCGACCCCGACGUCCGUCAAUGAUGACAGCGAGCGGCUCCCUUCUCGCCACGCCCGGCGGUAGCAGACUGAAGCAUAUGAGCAGAGGAGACACCAGCGAGGAAGACGGAGAAGGAGCCCCGCUCCUAUCUAGCUCUGUCUUCCAACGAGGCGAAACAUUCCCGAGCUAUGGGUCCGGAGAAGCUACUCUUCGAAGAAGCGGUCCCGGCAGUCGUCACGAAUCGAGCAGGAGCAGUUCCAAGAGACGCUUCCUCGGAUCCGGGAACGAUACUUAUAAUGUCAACUAUCCGCCAUCGGUGCCGGGAACACCUCCGAUGCGCCCACUGGACCGCAUGGAUAUGAGCUUCGGCGAUGCUUUGCUGCGCGACGAGCUUGAAAACGGUGAUUCGCAGAGCAGGGAUUAUGACGAAGACGACCAUGAAUCGUUCCACAAUUCACCAUUGGAGAGGAGGAAGACAAUUGCUGCUUUGCAGGCUGAGGAGGAUGUGUGCUUUCCCCAAGAGGGCCUUUCUGAUAUCGCCGACGACGAGCUUGGGAUUCGCGAUGCUCAUGGUUACCGUGGGCGGGCGCGGAGACGUCGCCGCAAGUGGCCAGAUAUUGCUCUGUUGAAUGAAUGGAGUAGAGUCGAGAAGGAGGGACGUAGCGAGGAGCGCCGGGUGAAAAGGAUGGUAGAACCCCAGCUCAUCAACGGCAGACUGCGGCCUGUCCACCGCGGUUGGUUUCAGGCCGAGGAGGAAGCACCCUACCGGUUCACCUACUUCAACGAAGAGUUCCAAAGCACCAUUCACAGCCAGACUAUUGGAGAACUGGUCCAGCCCGGAGGCAGUUUCAAGGAGCUGUUCAUCCCAGACCCCCCAAUCCUGUCAGAUUCUUCCGAGAGCGAGGACGAAGACGAGGACCCAACAGUCAGCCUAUCGCAGGUGUUGGCUGGUCAAAACGGCGACCCUCGAAUCCCUGUCCGUCAACCGUCCCUCGCAACUAGCACAACGGCAAACGUUCAACACCAGGAUUUCGCCGAGCUUCGAAGAGAACGGACUGGAUCCGCUAACAACGGCCGGCCGAUGUCGACGGAGCCCAAAUCCCACCACAGUGAGCAAAAAGCCUACUCUGGGGAGCACACCCCCUCCCGCAUGCGAUCCCCCAUACCUGACCAUGUCAAAUCCCCCCAACCAGACAACAACAGCAGCAACAACAACAACAACAACAACUUCCACCCCACCCCCCAAAAGGAACCCAAACCCAUCCGGUAUGGCGAGCGCCCAGUCUGGUGGCUUGACAUUCUGAGUCCAACAGAGCAAGAGAUGAAGAUCAUCUCCAAGGCGUUUGGAAUCCACCCGUUGACAGCAGAAGACAUCAUGAUGCAGGAGCAGCGGGAGAAGGUGGAACUGUUUCGGCAUUACUACUUUGUCAACUACCGGUCUUUUGACCAAGACCAGUCAAGCGAGAAUUUCAUGGAGCCGGUGAACAUGUACGUGGUGGUGUUUAGGGAGUGUGUGCUGAGCUUCCACUUUAGCGUGACGCCCCACCCUGCCAACGUCCGCCGGCGCAUCCGACAGCUGAGGGACUAUCUGAUCCUGUCGUCGGACUGGAUCAGCUACGCCAUCAUCGACGACAUCACGGACGUGUUUGGGCCGUUAAUUCAGAGCAUUGAGGACGAGGUGGACGAUAUUGAUGAUGAGAUUUUGCAGCUGCACUCGACUACUGCCGCGGCGACGACGGAUCCGUAUGGCAGUAGGAAUAACAAGCAGGACGGGAGUAGUAAUGAGAAGAGGGAGUUGGGGGACGAUGCCGAGGCGGGGAGGGACAUGCUGAGGCGGGUGGGGGAUUGCAGGAAGAAGGUGAUGAGUUUGUAUCGGUUGCUGGGGAACAAGGCGGAUGUGAUCAAGGGGUUUGCUAAAAGGUGUAAUGAGCAUUGGGAGGUUGCGCCGAGGAGUGAGAUUGGGUUGUAUUUGGGGGAUAUUCAGGAUCAUAUUGUGACGAUGACGUCGAAUUUGAGUCAUUAUGAGAAGAUCUUGGCGAGGUCUCAUGGGAAUUAUUUGGCGCAGAUCAACAUUAGGAUGAAUGAGAGGCAGGAGCAGACGGCGGAUGUGCUGGGGAAGUUGACGGUUCUGGGGACGAUUGUACUGCCUAUGAACAUCAUUACUGGGCUGUGGGGGAUGAAUGUGUUGGUGCCGGGGCAGGAGUCGGAGGCGGGGUUGGUUUGGUUUUGGUGUAUCACCGGGGGAUUGUUGGUUUUUGGGCUGGCGUGUUAUUUGAUUGCGAAGAGGGUUUAUAAUAUUGUUUGAAAAGACGAG